Messenger RNA from Cylicocyclus nassatus, 655 nucleotides. The record is from the annotation of a GenBank genome assembly. NCBI's taxonomy places the organism in Eukaryota, Metazoa, Nematoda, Chromadorea, Rhabditida, Strongylidae.
AUGGACACCUCAUCUCGGACAAAGGAGUCAAACGAUCUACUCUACUAUUGCUCAAAAGGCGAUAUACAUGGCGUCGAUGAAGAAUCGCGGAAAGACGGAGUAGAUCCGAACGUACGAGAUGCGGAUGGAAACACACCUUUGAUACUGGCUACAGAAGCAGGUCAUACAAUCAUUGUUGAAAUGCUACUUUCACGCUUUCCACAAAUACGAAUUGAUCAAGUGAAUCACCUAGGACAAAGCGCUUUGAUGAAGGCAGCCAUCCAAGGUCGAGUAACAUGUGCACGAGCUUUGCUAAGAGCUGGAGCCGACCCUACCUUGCGAGAUUUCUCUCGAGGUUUUUGUGCACUUGAGUGGGCUGAGUAUGUAGGACGAACAGAGUGCAUGCAAAUUAUCGCACAUUACAUGCUAAAGCCGGGAAAGCGCGAAAAAGCGACAUUUACUGCUAUGAUUGGCGAUCUACAAAAGAUGACUGCCGCAGCAACGAUACCAGUCUUAGGAGAAACCGUCGACACCCUCGUGCCGUUACCACGACCUCGUUUAGGCUCCGCACCCAUUCCCAGACUGGAAAUUACCGUAGCUCCAGACUUGGGACCAAGAAAUAACAGCUACAGCUGUCAUCGAAAACGUCGACCAAAGAGUGCAAUGGCCUAGUACA